AUGGGAGAAUUAGUACAACUUGAAACUGGCAGUAUUGUAGAAGGAUGGAAGAUUGAUGGAAAACUUGGGGAAGGUGCCUUCGGUGCUGUAUAUGUUUGUUCCAAGGAGAAUAAGAAAUAUGCGCUCAAGGUAGAAAGUGUUCAUGAGAAAGUUGGCUUCUUGAAAAUGGAGCUAACGGUACUGAGCAAAUUGAAGGAGCAAGACCGCCUGAGACAUUUUUGUACCAUUGAGGAUAAAGGUAGACAUAAAGACUUCUUCUACAUUGUUAUGACUUUGGUUGGAAGAUCGCUACAGGAUCUACGAUUAGAGGCUCAGAACAAAAAAUUUUCAUUAGGAACAGCGAUCAGUGUCGGUAUUAAAUGUUUGGAAGCAUUGGAAGAUUUGCAUAAUGUUGGCUACUUGCAUCGAGACGUUAAACCGGGCAAUUUUGCCAUCGGUAGACCCGAAGUCAACGAACUACGAAGCGUAUACGUUCUUGAUUUUGGCAUGGCUCGAUUGUAUAUCCAUGAAGAUGGCACGAUGCGAAAUCCUCGAGCACUAACUGGAUUUCGCGGUACUGUAAAGUAUGCUCCGUUAUCGGCUCAUAUAUUACGCGAACUGUGUCGGAAGGAUGAUGUAGAAUCGUGGUUGUACAUGGUUGUCGAGCUUACCAAUGGAAAACUACCUUGGAGGAAUAUGACGGAAAUCAAUGCUAUUGGCAUAUCCAAAAAGCGAUGUCGCAAAGACAAAGGUAUAAAAAAACUGUUCGGCGGUUGUCCGAGAAGAUACAUUGAGAUACUUCAAUUAUGCGAUAAGACGAAAUUUUUCGACACACCUGAUUAUGAAAAGAUUUAUAGUCUGAUGCGUAAUGCUAUUCAGGAAACAAGCAGUCAGGAAUAUCCAUAUGAUUGGGAAAAAUCAAUUCCAAGGACAAAAAGUGAUGAAGGUGGAGUAGGCCUUUUAAGCCAAUACAAAAGUACUAUUUUUGGUGCGAUGCCGACUGCACAAUCGCCAAGAAAAGAGAUGGUUGAUAGAGCAGACAAAGAAACAAAUGUAGAACCAAAAGCUUCAUAA
This is a messenger RNA of Acanthocheilonema viteae, 1053 nucleotides long. The record is from the annotation of a GenBank genome assembly. Lineage: Eukaryota; Metazoa; Nematoda; Chromadorea; Rhabditida; Onchocercidae.